This is a messenger RNA of Suillus clintonianus, 897 nucleotides long. RefSeq lists its product as uncharacterized. Lineage: Eukaryota; Fungi; Basidiomycota; Agaricomycetes; Boletales; Suillaceae. The coding region runs from base 108 to 683 and encodes 191 amino acids. The transcript is spliced from 4 exons. The record is from RefSeq and is a predicted model, not a curated record.
CUCAGCGAAAGCCAGCCCAGCCUCAUGAUAACGGUCACUGCUAGUCGUAGACCAAUGAAAGGAAAACGUUUUUAGUGGUCAGCCGGCUUCAGGACUCAGCCACAGACAUGCGCUGGGCCAUGGGUGGGGAGGCGCCAUAUGUGGUGCCUAGAUUCUGUUUGAGUGGGAGCCAGUGUUGCCUGAGGGUGGUCGUCGAAUGCUUAUUAGCGCUGACGAGCAUUGCCAUUAGGCCAUGCCACCCCAUGCUAUGCGCCUUUCAUGCGCAGCCAGGUAUGGAUCGCGACGAACGUGUUUUGAUGCUGGAGGUUAUCAACGGCACGGACCUCCUCAUUCCAUCUCACCGAAUCCCCGCUGGCCUUUAUGUGUCUGUCUCCACCUCCUCUGGCCAGUGGAAUACCACCAUCAAGGCUCCGAUGGCCGACUGCAGCGUUGCUUGGAAUGAGACCUUUAUAAUAUGCGCGCGCCCGGUGAAGUCUUUUUGGUGGCCAAUGGCCUUCUUCUCCAGUACCUCGACGGAGGUCCAUUUCGAAAUUCGUGCCUCGUUUGAGAUUGAGCGAACACUCGGUCAAGGCCAGGUUGUGGGUACGGUUAAUACGACUAUAGAAAAGUUGCUCGAGCAAGACGAACAUUUCCGUGAGUGCUCACUAUCCCUGAUGAUGGCAUCUUCUUACAGUAGCGAUUGAGUUUCAUUCCCGGUCAUUAAUAAUCAGCACCCAUCACUGUUAUUGAGAACGCGACGUGCGGAGACACUGCAGCUUACUGGACACACUGCAGACAGUCCCCUAGAGAGUGAGAUUAGUCGCGUCACUGAAGCAGCACACGAGGCGUACGCUCUCUACUCGAAGACCAACCAUCGGAACGAUCUCGAUCGCACUAUUCAGGGCUUUCAAGCAGUGC